AUGUGGGGGUAUCUGUGUUUCCUCUGCCACGCCCGGGGGUCUGAGCCCCGGACCCAGGAGGCCCAGGGAGCUGGAGGUGACCCUCAGGCAGCAAGACCUCAAAGGAAGCGUGAAAUCCCUGCUUACAGCUGUGCAUCACCUCGAGUGGGGCUCCUCUCAGGAGAAAAGACCAGCACCCAGGAAGCGGCUCAGCGGCAGCUGCUCCAUGAGGAGCUGAAGCUGGUCCUACAGCAGAAGGAGGUGAGGAAACAGGAGCCUGAGGCCCAGGCGACUCUCUGCAGAGCUAUGGAGGCCAGGAGCCGCAGUGCUGAGGAACUGAGACGAGCGGAGUUGGUGGAGAUUAUCGUGGAGACCGAAGCGCAGACGGGAGUCAGCGGUAUCAACGUAGCAGGCGGCGGCAAAGAAGGAAUCUUCGUCCGCGAGCUGCGCGAGGAUUCACCUGCGGCUAGGAGCCUCAGCUUGCAGGAAGGGGACCAGCUGCUGAGUGCCCGCGUGUUCUUUGAGAACUUCAAGUAUGAGGAUGCGCUUCGCCUGUUGCAAUGCGCCGAGCCCUACAAGGUCUCCUUCUGCCUGAAGCGCACUGUGCCCACGGGGGACCUGGCGCUGCGGCCCGGGACGGUGUCUGGCUUCGAGAUGAAGGGCCCGCGGGCCAAAGUGGCCAAGCUGAACAUCCAGAGUCUGUCCCCCGUGAAGAAGAAGAAGAUGGUGCCGGGGGCCCUGGGGACCCCUGCAGAUUUGGCCCCCGUCGACGUUGAGUUCUCCCUACCCAAGUUCUCCCGACUGCGUCGGGGUCUCAAAAGCGAGGCUGCCAAGGGACCUGUCCCAGCUGCCCCAGCCCGUCGCCGUCUCCAGCUGCCCCGGCUACGUGUCCGAGAAGUGGCUGAAGAGGCCCAGGUAGCCCGAAUGGCGGCCGCUGCUCCUCCCCCAAGGAAAGCCAAGGCUGAGGCUGAGGUAGCCACAGGAGCUGGGUUCACAGCCCCUCAGAUAGAGCUAGUGGGGCCCCGGCUGCCAAGUGCUGAGGUGGGUGUUCCUCAGGUGUCGGCUCCCAAGGGAGCCCCGUCAGCAGAGUCAGCCAGCGGCUUUGCCCUUCACCUGCCAACCCUUGGGUUAGGAGCCCCAGCUGCACCAGCUGUGGAGCCCCCAGUCAUCGGAAUCCAGGUUCCACAAGUGGAGCUCCCCACCCUGCCCUCUUUACCCCCUCUUCCCACACUUCCAUGCCUGGACACCCAGGAAGGGGCUGCAGUGGUGAAGGUCCCCACCCUGGAUGUGGCAGCGCCUUCCGUGGGAGUGGACCUGGCUUUGCCAGGUACAGAGGUGGAGGCCCAGGGAGAGGUACCUGAGGUGGCCCUGAAGAUGCCCCGCCUCAGUUUCCCUCGCUUUGGGGUUCGAGGGAAGGAAGCUACUGAAGCCAAGGAGGUCAAGGGAAGCCCUGAGGCCAAAGCAAAGGGUCCCAGACUUCGAAUGCCCACCUUUGGGCUUUCUCUCCUGGAGCCCCGGCCCUCUGGCCCCGAAGCUGUCGCCGAGAGCAAGCUGAAGCUCCCCACUCUCAAGAUGCCUUCUUUUGGCAUUGGUGUGGCUGGGCCUGAGGUCAAGGCACCCAAAGGGCCCGAAGUGAAGCUCCCCAAGGUUCCUGAUGUCAAACUCCCAAAAGUGCCUGAGGCAGUCAUUCCAGAUGUGCGACUCCCUGAGGUACAGCUGCCCAAAAUGUCAGAGGUGAAACUUCCAAAGAUCCCUGAGAUGGCCGUACCCGAGGUCCACCUUCCAGAAGUGCAGCUGCCCAAAGUCCCUGAGAUGAAAGUCCCAGAGAUGAAGCUCCCGAAGGUGCCUGAGAUGGCUGUGCCUGAUGUACACCUUCCAGAUGUACAGCUCCCAAAAGUUCCCGAAAUGAAGCUCCCAGAGAUGAAGCUCCCGAAGGUGCCUGAGAUGGCUGUGCCUGAUGUACGACUUCCAGAAGUUCAGCUGCCCAAAGUGUCAGAGAUGAAGCUCCCAAAGAUGCCUGAGAUGGCCGUGCCCGAUGUUAGACUUCCAGAAGUUCAGCUGCCCAAAGUGUCAGAGAUGAAACUCCCUAAGAUGCCUGAGAUGGCCGUGCCCGAUGUUAGACUUCCAGAAGUUCAGCUGCCCAAAGUGUCAGAGAUGAAGCUCCCAAAGAUGCCUGAGAUGGCUGUGCCCGAUGUUCGACUUCCAGAAGUUCAGCUGCCCAAAGUGUCAGAGAUGAAAGUGCCUGAUGUGAAACUUCCUGAAAUGAAGCUUCCAGAAAUAAAACUCCCCAAAGUGCCCGAGAUGGCAGUGCCUGAUGUCCACCUCCCCGAGCUGCAGCUGCCCAAAGUGUCAGACAUUCGGCUGCCUGAACUUCAAGUGUCACAGGUCCCAGAAGUGCAGCUUCCCAAGGUGCCAGAGAUGAAGCUGUCCACGGUUCCUGAGGCUCAGAGAAAAGCGGCAGGGGCGGAACAGGCAGAAGGGACUGAAUUUAGUUUCAAGUUGCCCAAGAUGACCAUGCCCAAGUUGGGGAAGGUGGGCAAGCCCAGUGAGGCAGGUCUUGAGGUUCCAGGUAAACUCAUGACACUUCCCUGUUUGCAGCCAGAGGUGGGCAGUGAGGUGGCCCGUGUUGGUGUCCCCUCCCUCUCUCUGCCGUCUGUGGAGCUUGACCUGCCUGGGGCCCUGGGCCUGGAAGGACAAGUCCAAGAAGGCAAAGUGGAGAAGCCAGAGGGCCCCGGGGUAGCAGCAGGUGUUGGAGAGGUGGGUUUCCGGGUGCCCUCUGUGGAGAUUGUAACUCCACAGCUGCCCACGGUUGCAGUUGAGAAAGAGCAGCUAGAGAUGGUAGAAAUGAAAGUCAAACCCACUUCCAAGUUCUCUCUGCCCAAAUUUGGACUUUCGGGGCCCAAAGUGGCCAAGGCAGAGGUGGAGAGGCCUGGGCGAGCCACCAAGCUGAAGGUGUCCAAGUUUGCCAUCUCACUCCCCAAAGCUCGAGCGGGGACCGAAGCAGAAGCAAAGGUUGCUGGGGAAGCAGGGCUGCUGCCUGCCCUGGACCUGUCCAUCCCACAGCUCAGCCUGGAUGCUCAUCUGCCCUCAGGCAAAGUGGAGGUAGCAGGGGCUGACAGCAAGCCCAAAGGGCCCAGGUUUGCUCUGCCCAAGUUUGGGGUGAAAGGCCGGGACUCUGAGGCUGAAGUACUAAUGGCGGGGGAGGCUGAGCUUGAGGGAAAGGGCCGGGGCUGGGAUGGGAAGGUGAGGAUGCCGAGGCUGAAGAUGCCAUCUUUUGGGCUGUCCCGAGGGAAGGAAGUAGAAGUGGAGGAUGGGCGUGUUAGCCCUGGGGAAAAACUGGAGGCCAUAGCUGCACAGCUUAAGAUCCCAGAGGUGGAACUGGUCACACCAGGAGCUCAGGAGGCAGCGGGGGUUGCCAGUGGAGUGAGACCAUCAGGCCUGCAGGUGUCUAGCACUAAGCAGGUGGUUGCAGAGGGCCAGGAGGGAGUGCUGAGGGUGCCCACACUGGGCAUCUCACUGCCCCAGGUAGAACUGGCUAGCUUUCGGGAGGCAGGCACUGAGAUUACAGCCCCUUCUGCAGAGGGUACAGCGGGCUCUGUGAUGCCGGAGCUGCCUGGAACCCAGGUGGCAGGUGGUGAUCUGUUAGUGGGUGAGGGCGUCUUUAAGAUGCCCACAGUGACAGUGCCCCAGCUAGAGCUGGAUGUGGGGCUGAGCCGUGAAGCCCAGGCUGGUGAAGCAGCUAAGAGUGAAGGUGUGCUGAAGCUGACGUUGCCCACGCUAGGAGCAGGAGGCAGAGGAGAGGGUCCUGAGCACCAGGACCCCGCGGCCCAGCGCACCUUCCAGCUCUCAUUGCCUGAUGUGGAACUCACUUCACCAGUGAGUAGCCACGCUGAGUACAGAGUGGCAGAGGGUGAUGGGGAUGCCGGACACAAACUCAAGGUUCGGCUGCCCCUGUUUGGUCUGGUGAGGGCUAAGGAAGGAAUAGAAGUUGGAGAAAAGGCUAAGAGUCCGAAGCUCAGGCUGCCCAGAGUGGGUUUCAGCCAAAGCGAGUCGGUCUCUGGAGAAGGCUCUCCAAGCCCUGAGGAGGAGGAAGAGGGUGGUGGGGAAGGGGCUUCGGGUCACCGGGGUCGGGUCAGGGUCCGAUUACCUCGUGUAGGCUUGGCUUCCCCUUCUAAGGUCUCUAAGGGACAAGAGGGUGAAACAACCUCCAAGUCCCCGGUUGGGGAGAAGUCACCCAAAUUCCGCUUUCCCAGGGUGUCGUUAAGCCCCAAGGCCCGGAGUGGGAGUAGGGACCGGGAAGAAGGUGGAUUCAGGGUCCGAUUGCCCAGUGUGGGGUUUUCAGAAACAGCGGCUCCAGGCUCCACAAGGAUUGAGGGAACCCAGGCUGCUGCCAUCUGA
This is a messenger RNA of Peromyscus eremicus (cactus mouse), 4377 nucleotides long. It is a transcript of the gene Prx, whose product is annotated as periaxin. Bases 1 to 4377 code for a protein of 1458 amino acids. Gene Ontology annotation, biological process: peripheral nervous system myelin maintenance; regulation of RNA splicing. Lineage: Eukaryota; Metazoa; Chordata; Mammalia; Rodentia; Cricetidae. Gene Ontology annotation, cellular component: nucleus; cytoplasm. Gene Ontology annotation, molecular function: protein binding. The record is from RefSeq and is a predicted model, not a curated record. The transcript has 7 exons.